Messenger RNA from Ophidiomyces ophidiicola, 3648 nucleotides. RefSeq lists its product as uncharacterized. The transcript has a single exon. Gene Ontology annotation, cellular component: cytoplasm. Gene Ontology annotation, molecular function: protein-folding chaperone binding; ATPase inhibitor activity. The coding region runs from base 1 to 3648 and encodes 1215 amino acids. The record is from RefSeq and is a predicted model, not a curated record. NCBI's taxonomy places the organism in Eukaryota, Fungi, Ascomycota, Eurotiomycetes, Onygenales, Onygenaceae.
AUGUUGGGAAGGCUCUUGAAUACAGCAGCUUCAGCCUUUAACGCUAAUCCCAACUCUCCCCGUACCCCUGCGCAACUGGAAUCUGUGACAGAAGAAGAACACACCUCUGGCCUCCUGUUCCCUGACCUCAACAUUCUGCAUCGUACCCAACCUCACACCUACCCUCUACAGACAAGCACCGCACCUUCAAAUACAACCGGUACGAGCAGUUUUGAUGAUAAUGAUGGUGUAGGACUUGAACAGGUGAAGGAUUUUCGAAUAAUUAUCGCUCAAAAUGCGAUGGGCGAUCGUGACGAGCCAUGCAUACUUCUCGACACUAAGAACUUUUCGGGCACCGAAAAGCCUUCACGCUCUGCCUCAGCAUCACAUUUAGUGGAAUUACCUCGCGCGAGACACUCAAGAGCAAUAAGCUCGUCCCAAGCGCUACGAAGAGAUGGCGUACAAAGCUCAAUCUCGAUGGCUCCCGAGCUCAAUCCAGUUUCACCUCUUAUAGAUUCCAAAGUGCGCGAUACCCCUAAUAUGAGCGCUUUCCUACGCGCGCGAAACCGACGAUCAACAUUCUCCGCCACAAUUAGAGACAGCGAUCACCCCCACGGCCGUAUAUCCGGUGACACCAGCGACUCUGGUCUGCUUAAUUGUAUUUUCGGCAGCAGUGCUUUCAGCUAUCGUGGAUCAUCCACCAAGAUGCACAUUGUUCCAAAUGAUGGAGAGCUACCCUAUGAGGUUGGGAGUCGAAAUGCCCGUGCAUGCCACUCUCACCACCGACGAGCUGAAACAUUUAGUGCUCAGUCGAAGCCUCGAAACAUAACGUACAACACCGUACAGCAACGGCCGCUUCCUGCGAAAAUAACUGUCCUGGUCACUCGAAUGUUUAGCGUUAAUCUGCCCGAACACCAAACCGCGCCUACCGAUGUUUCCGAGCAGCAGCCCUCACCCUUCGCAAAGCUCUUCUUUGGUACUGAUACCGUUCAGCCUACUGCUAAGAAAAAGAAAAUCAAGGAAAAGAAAACACCUAUGUAUGCGGUUGCCAUUGCUAUACAGUUGCCAGUAACAGCCCGAACUCACGGUCAACAAUCCUACCAGUACAGUCCAUGUGGUCCAGACAUGCUCAGACCUCCUGUCAUAAUGUCAACGUCUUUGGAUUCGGACCGACGGAUGAACGCGGCUUUUAACGAUAAUGCUACACAUCUGUCUUCUACUUCCAACUUGGACGAAAGGAUCGACACGCUUGUUGACUACUGGGAUAUCAUAACGCGCACUCUAUCUCACCUAGAAAAGGUGGCAAGUAAAGAAAUUGUUUCGCUGCUGAAGGAAGUUGAUUUGUAUGCUGUUCAACAACCCAAACCUGUCAAACAACCACCGAGCAUGCAGCGGACAAAUCAAACAAUCAUUUACUUGCCCCUCAACUGUCUCGCUCCCAACACGAUUCUCCAGAAGGAAACAUUGCACGCCAUACAUAGAGUCGCGUUGGGACUGAAAAUACCUCGCGUCAUAACAGGACAGAGUCGCUGGGGUGUCUGGAGAGAUGAAGCUCGCUGGAUUUCCAAAUUUCUUUGCGAGAGGGAACACAACUUCUUCUUUUUGGUCUUGAUUACGGCUUUUCUCGGGAACCACACCGAUUGGCUUGGCUCACUGGGCCCAGAAUGGCAUAAACGUCGACAUAUCUUACAGCAAAGGGUUCAGCAAGAUAUCGAACUGAGUAUUCCUAAUAGGACGGUUAUAAUAUCACCCUGUAAGAUGACAGCGAGGCGGUUGAUCUUUGUGCUCGCUACAUUUCUGCCGUCCCAGCAACGUUCGGAUACCUUGACAUCCCCCUUCCGCCCCAGCACAUCUACCUCCUUACGUCAAAUGUCGCAGAGCCCACCGAAUCCUCAAUUCUUUCGGCGAGAAUCCCUUCGUCGAUCGCUUAAUAGGCGUGCUCGAACACGUAAUUUCGUUGACGAGAACUCUAGCUUCAAGAGAUCUGCGAGUGUUUCCUCUAACGAGACCAUGAAUGUCAUCCCUGACGACUUUGAGUUCAUGACUGCUCCCGCUCAGCAAGGGCGCCAAGACUCCGAUGCUCGAUCUGUCAAAACCGCCAGCCUUCCGAUCCCUUCCAACGGCAUGCGCGUUCGCAAGAGUAGCACCGCGAUUGCCGCCCCCGCCCUACCUGGAACAGCUACGCCUAUACCCCAUUUUGCUUCUCAACGGCCUUCCCAGGCUAGAGUUCCUCCAGGUGCCCAGGCAAGUAGCGUCAGUGCAGCGUCCGCAAACCUCAUGCAAACUCUUCGACGAAACGAAAGCAAUCCGGGUUCUGCGGGUAGCGAUUAUCCAGCUGGUAGCAAGUGGGGAAGUUUACUAUCCGGUUUCUGGACUUCGCGGGAAACAUCAUUGACUGAUAAAGCCGAUAACCUCUCCUCUCGGCAGGCAAUGAACCCUUCAUCGCCAUCUUUCUCUAAUCGUGAAUCUCCCGUUUCGGUGUUUGGAAAAUCAAGUGGAGAAUUUGACAGCAUCCGAAAAGGUGGUCAGCUGAAUGAUAGCGACAUCCCAGCUAAUGUAUCUGGCUCCGAUGCAGCCAACGAUGCGUCAGAAGGAAAUGUUCAGCCGCAAGACACCGAGGAAUCAUCGCCAGCAUCUCCAGUGAAACUUUUUGUUGAGGCCAACGAUGGUGUUGUGGAUGUUGAGUUACCUCUGCCAGGCUUUCUAUCCUUAUCGUCCUCCAACGAUUCAGCCAUACAUUCUCCGCGCAAAUUUCGCGACUCAAUAACCAGUCUUGAUAUUGGACCUCCACCUGUGAAUGAUAGCCUUUUUUCAAAUGGACAAAAAGACCACGAGAAGCUCAACUCCAACGUUGCAGGAUGGCUUAAACGGUACCAUGAGGAUUUUGUACUUCAAGCAGUCCGGCCAUAUCCCAGCCUAGAAGCCGAUAUUAGACGCUCUAUGUCCGCUGAGCCAACACCCAACCACAUUAUGGCCACUCUAGCUCCAAUCGAUGCCUCUGGCUCGUCUGAGCAGUGGGUAGAGGUCUGUUCGACACUAAUCGCAGACACCACCUCUUCUACCGUCAAACGACUCCGCUUACGCCGAAAAAUCGCCAGCGCCAGGCCUCAUAUGGGACUAUCUUCCGCAGCCAUGCUGCCCCUAGGCGAGCGUAAGGCCUCCCUUUCAACUUUCAAUUUGACCUCAUCAACCGCUGUUGAAUUCCGCUUCGUCGAAGAAGAGUUCAUCGAAGAACCCGUCAUGGACCUUGAUGGCACCCUUGUUGACGCCGUUGAGCGCGUACUCGCGCGGUCCGGGCCGCCCUCCGUCAAUCACUCCCGAAACGCAUCUCCCAGCCGUGGUCGCAGGGGAAGACCCGGACCCAGCCAGCUUGGCGAUCGCCAGCCUGUGGACAGCAUGACCACCAUGACCUUCAGCGGCACGGCUGACCACCCAUCCUUCGAAGUGCCGCGAAACGAGUGUCGGCGGAUGGUGCUUGGCGCACUCGAAGAGGUGGUUCGAAGCGUCGCGGCAGAACGUCGGCGCGAAGAUUCGAUGGCCAAGAUUGAUGGCUCGGACAUCAAGAGCCCCGGUGGCCGGCCUUCUAGGAAAGGUAUCGGCAUCGUUGCGGAUAAUACCCUGCGAGAAGGGAUCCGUAAAUGGCUGAUGGAGAUCGAAGAAAUCUGUUAA